Molecule: messenger RNA, 1782 nt
Organism: Papaver somniferum (opium poppy)
Lineage: Eukaryota; Viridiplantae; Streptophyta; Magnoliopsida; Ranunculales; Papaveraceae
Product: putative F-box protein At4g38870
Exons: 2
Coding region: 179-1522 (447 amino acids)
Molecular function (GO): protein binding
Source: RefSeq, a predicted model, not a curated record
UUCCAUGGUAUUAUGAAAUUCUCUAUAUUUAGUGUUGAUUGUUAAUCAAUCAUUGUUCGUAAAUUUUUUCUUUCAGUGGAUAAAUGAAAUGUGAAAUAAGGUCUAAGCAAAAUGUCCUCAAACUGUUUGUUAUAAGUUCUCUCAGAACGGCAGUGGUUCAUUUAUUUCCUUAGACGGAAUGGAAGGAAAGAUGAUGAGUAAGAAGACAAAAAGAAGUAGUAAUGGUGUUGAAUCUGGGGAUAGUAAAGCUGUUAUGGACGAGGAAAAUGUAGUAAAUAAUAUAGUAAGUAGACUCCCAUUGAAGUCACUAAUGCGAUUCAAGUGUGUUGCAAAACGUUGGUGUAACUUAUUCCAAGAUCCUUAUUUUAUCGAUUUACAUCUUAACCACCGAUUGAAGCCACCACUACGUCUAAGUCUUUUUGUUGUUUUACCACGACGGAGAUGUAAUAGGAAAGGUGGGAACUUGAGCAUGGACAUCGAAUUUAAGGGACGGCGAGUGGUUUUCUUGAUUGCUGACGUGUUCUUUGAUGAAAGAGGAUGGAACGGAAAAGGGAAUGUAGCAUCAACCAUUACGCAUAUUUAUAACACUACUCCGUUUUCUUAUACGCAAAUGCUAGGAGGUGUAAAUGGCGUGGUUUGUUUCGUUGACGGUUCUAUGAAUGCUGCUUGUUUGUUUAAUAUAGGUACUAGAGAAGUAACUCCGUGGAUAAAAUCAACAUUAUUGAUGGAAGAAACACAAAAUUGCAAAAACUCUGUAAGUUAUACUUGUCUUUAUAGUUUUGGAUAUGAUCCUAUAGGUAAGGAACAUAAAGUUAUCUGUAGGUGGGCGAUAAACAAGGAUAAUGGUCUUACUUAUCAAAUUUGGGAGAUACUAACCGUAGUUAGACACAACAAUGCAUGGAGAAGAAUUGAUCAAGUCCCAAUUUGUAAGUUCAGUCCGGAUUCACCUUCUGUUUAUGUGAAUGGUUCUAUCUAUUGGUAUCCCCUUAACCUUUUGAGGCGGGAUUCUAAUGUCGGAAUUUUAUUGGCAUUUGACGUUGGAAGUGAGAAGUUUAGAACGAUCAAAAUCCCUGAUUUCAUUGAGUUAGAAGAUGGUCUCUUAUUCAGCAUUAAGGAUGUUUUUUUAUUAAAUCUGCAAAAUCAUGUCUCUGUAUUACGUAGGAGUGGUUGUUACACUGCCAGGCUAUGGAUAUAUAAAGAAGAUGACAGGGGAAUGGGUAAAGUUACAGAUUCAGAUAUUGGUGGCAAGAAUCGGACUCAAAUGACUAUCGUCUUACCUGUUAGUUGGGGAACUUGGGAUGCAAGUAGAAAUCUCCUUUUUCAUUCCGCUGCUGGAACCCACCAAAUAUUAUUAGAAAUCCAUCAAAAGAAUGCCGCUGGAACUAAAGUUACUAUAUCUCUUUAUUCUUGCUGUAUUAAGGAUACAAGACUUGAGCAGAUAGAACUCAAAGAGCUAGACUCGGUUCAUGGUUGGAGAGGUACUAGACUAUGUACAUCUUUCAACGAAAGCCUUAUCCUUUAAAGAAUCAUUAAGAAGUACGUCAUUCAGCAUUUGACCGGAAGUUGAUUAGUAAGAUUUUCAUACGAACUGCAAUCUCUUGUUUGGGCGACUGAAUCGACACGGAACAGCUGAUUUGGUUAUUAUAAAGUUCGAACGAUUAAGAAAAGCAUACUUGACUGUUCAGAAAAGAAAAUUAGAAGGCUCUUAUGCUAUGGAGUAAGAAAUAUGGUGAAAAAGGUAUUUGCUGGGUUUCUUCAGAAACUUGAAGCAAUGAAUGCAGC